This is a messenger RNA of Cololabis saira (Pacific saury), 3369 nucleotides long. RefSeq names its product cGMP-dependent protein kinase 1. NCBI's taxonomy places the organism in Eukaryota, Metazoa, Chordata, Actinopteri, Beloniformes, Belonidae. Bases 390 to 2396 code for a protein of 668 amino acids. The record is from RefSeq and is a predicted model, not a curated record. The transcript is spliced from 18 exons. Gene Ontology annotation, biological process: protein phosphorylation. Gene Ontology annotation, molecular function: ATP binding; cGMP-dependent protein kinase activity.
GUGUUUGCAGCGUAAAGAGGCGGUGAACUACAGGAGUUGCCUCCGCUCUUUCGUGCCAACUUUGAUGGCACGCUUGGCCCCUCUGAGAGGAAGAGCUGCUGUAAUUGGUUUCUCAAUGAAAAAUCAUCUUUGGGCUCCCCGGAGACUCGGUGGAGACCGUGGCGCAGCGCUGCUCCAUCAGCCGCCCGCUCUUUGGCUCUAAGCGCCCCGCUUUGCUCUUUUCUGCCCAAAUAAACACGCGAAGGAGACUUCAAAACGGAGCAUCAUCACACUAGUGGAAGAUUUGUGGCCGUUUUUCUCCCGUAAACCUGCGUGAGCGCUGGGAGUGUAUACGCGCUCGGUCACGUCUCAGGAAUAUAUAUAAAAAAAAGUUCAACGCAGUUUUCAACAUGAGUGACCUGGAGGACGACUUUGCGAAGAUACUGCGACUCAAGGAGGAAAGGAUAAAGGAGUUAGAGAGGCGGCUUGCGGACCGAGAGGGCGAAAUUCACGAACUGAAGAGAAAAUUGCACAAAUGCCAGUCCGUUUUGCCCAGCGCGCAACUUCUGGGCCCCAGGACGCGCAGGGCGCAGGGCAUCUCCGCGGAGCCGCAGCCGCACCAGGACCUGUCCAGGCAGCCGCUCCGGAGGUUCCCCAAGUCCGACUGGUCCAAGGAUCUCAUCAAAGAGGCCAUCUUGGACAAUGACUUCAUGAAGAACCUGGAGCUCUCACAGAUCCAAGAGAUCGUGGACUGCAUGUACCCUGUGGAGUAUGGAAAGGACAGCUGUAUCAUUAAGGAGGGCGAUGUGGGCUCGCUGGUCUACGUCAUGGAAGAUGGAAAGGUGGAGGUGACGAAGGAGAGCCUCAAGCUCUGCACCAUGGGGCCAGGAAAGGUGUUUGGAGAGCUGGCUAUCCUCUACAACUGCACCAGGACUGCUACUGUCAAGACUCUAACAAACGUGAAGCUCUGGGCCAUUGACCGACAAUGUUUUCAGACGAUCAUGAUGAGGACGGGUCUCAUUAAGCACACGGAGUACAUGGAGUUUCUGAAAAGUGUUCCCACAUUCCACGGCCUACAGGAAGACAUCCAGAGCAAGCUGGCUGAUGUCCUCGAGGAGACACAUUAUGAAGAUGGAGAGUACAUCAUCAGACAAGGGGCCAGAGGAGACACCUUCUUCAUUAUCAGUAAGGGAAAGGUUAAUGUGACCAGGGAGGACUUGCCCAAUGGCGAGCCUGUGUACCUGCGCACCCUCGGAAAGGGAGACUGGUUCGGAGAGAAAGCCCUGCAAGGGGAGGACAUCAGGACAGCCAGCGUCAUUGCAGCAGAAGCAGUCACCUGUCUCGUCAUUGAUCGAGAUUCCUUUAAGCACCUGAUUGGAGGUUUGGAGGAUGUAUCCACUAAAGGCCAUGAGGAUGCUGAUGCCAAAGCAAAGUAUGAAGCGGAGAAUGCGUUUUUCUUCAGUCUCAACCUGGCUGACUUCAACAUCAUUGACACUCUUGGAGUCGGUGGCUUUGGACGUGUUGAGUUGGUUCAGCUCAAGAGUGAUGAGAACAAGACCUUUGCCAUGAAGAUCCUGAAGAAGCGGCACAUUGUUGACACAAGACAGCAGGAGCACAUUCGUUCAGAGAAGCUCAUCAUGCAAGAGGCCCACUCUGACUUUAUUGUUAGACUAUAUAGAACCUUCAAAGACAGCAAGUACCUCUACAUGUUGAUGGAAGCGUGUUUAGGAGGAGAACUGUGGACCAUCCUCCGAGACCGGGGAUCUUUCGAGGAUUCAACCACCAGGUUUUACACAGCCUGUGUCGUGGAGGCGUUUGCUUACCUGCAUUCCAAAGGCAUCAUCUACAGAGACUUGAAACCAGAGAAUCUUAUCUUGGACCACAGGGGUUAUGCAAAACUGGUGGACUUUGGCUUUGCCAAAAAAAUCGGGUUUGGGAAGAAAACGUGGACCUUCUGUGGGACACCAGAGUAUGUAGCACCGGAGAUCAUUCUGAACAAGGGCCAUGACAUUUCAGCCGACUACUGGUCUCUGGGAAUCCUCAUGUUCGAGCUCUUAACUGGCAGUCCUCCAUUCUCUGGUCCUGAUCCGAUGAAAACCUACAACAUAAUCCUGAGAGGCAUUGACAUGAUUGAAUUUCCAAAGAAAAUUACCAAAAAUGCUGCCAACCUAAUCAAGAAGCUAUGCAGGGAUAACCCUUGUGAAAGAUUAGGGAACUUGAAAAAUGGAGUCAAAGACAUCCAAAAGCACAAAUGGUUUGAGGGCUUUAAUUGGGAGGGCUUGAAGAAGGGGACACUGACGCCUCCUAUUAUCCCUAAUGUCACAUCAGCAGUUGACACAAGUAACUUCGACAGCUUUCCAGAAGACAACGAGGACCCACCUCCCGACGACAACUCUGGCUGGGACGUUGACUUUUGAAGGCCUCCUUUCCACUUAAAACCAAAAGAAACUAUUCUUUUGUUUGCUUUUGAUGGGUGGAGGCCGUCUUAGAAGACAUGGCGGGUUGUUAAAAACAAACAAAAAACUGCAUUUUAAAAGAAAUAAUGAAAGAGAAGGAAUCGAAAAGAAGACGGAUGGAUGGGAAACCUUCUGGGUCACCGAUAUGCCUUUAUUUCACUGUGGCUCUGGAAAAAGCAUUUACAAUGGGACUGCUGUAGCACUUCUUCGGUGUCAAGUUUUAAAAGGCAAUGAAAGCGCAGGGAUACAAACACACACGCAAACACACAACAGAGGCUGAUAGCGGAGCCAGAUGUUUAAUGGAUGUAUGAUUGUUUGUCUACGUUUUUGUUCCGGGAUACAUCUUUGUGAAAAGGUAGAGGGAUGCUCCGAAAAGAGAGGCAAAAACGGCUGACUUUCUUACCUAGACUUGUUUCUCUGCAGUGUUUGCUGAGAUAUCUCAUGGACUUUGAGAGAGAAUAUGACGCCGCUGCAGUUUUUGCCUGGUCUUCAACUUGCAGCUGCUCUCUGUAGUCUAUGAUAACGUCCGGAGAUCUACACACUAUAGUUUGCUGGUAUCAAGUGCUCAAGACUAAACUGAAUGUCUCUGAUGUUUCUCCUUAUUUAACAUACCUAUAUGGCUUACAGUAUGUAUGACACAUGCAUACCUUUGAAUUUAUGAGUUAUAUUGUCACACAUGAACACAACUGGGACGACAUCCAAUACUUAGCACAAUUUAUUUGAGAUGAAUCUACCUUGAAAAGCACAAACACUGUGCAUUCAGUGAGAAGAGACGUGAAUCAUUAAGUGCCCUGCUAAAAGUUUGAUGAAUAAAACACCUGCGCAGAUGACAUUUCAGCUAGUAUCUCCAUGAAGCUAUAUGUUAUUAUGCACUUAAGACCAUAACAGAUAAAGUUAGCAGUUAUAACGCAUCUUAAACUUUAGUAAAAGUCAC